UCAUUCUCUUCUAUAGUAAUAUGCUAGUGAAGUUGCUGCCUAGAAGUGCUGUGGUUUCCGCGGCGAAAAGGGAUGUUCAUUCUGGUUUGGUGGCAGCUAAUGCUAAGGAGAAUUCCGUAUUGAAGUUAUCUACUGUCGAGCUUGUGUCAAAGUUGCUUGACCGAAGAUGGGCGUUGAGGAUCCCAGACGCUCAAAUUCACCAAGUUAUGGUAUGUGGGAGUGGAAGAUUUAAACAGCAGGGCAGUGAAGUAUUGGAGUUUAGAAAUAAUUCAGGACCGUCUCUGGGGGAUGGUAUGGCGGCGAGGAACCUCAGGCAGCCAGUAUUUUAUGUUGUGAGGGAUGAUUUGCUGCAUCCUUUGGUGAAUGGUAACAAGGCUCGCAAGUUGGAUGCUUUGCUUCCUUUUCUGGAGGAUAACUCGGUGACUGAUGUGGUUACUUGUGGAGGCUGUCAAAGUGCGCAUGCUGCAGCUGUUGCUGUUUCAUGUGCCGAACGGGGACUGAAGACGCAUCUGCUUCUUCGAGGGGAACAGCCUGAAAUUCUAACCGGUUAUACUCUGAUUUCCACACUUCAUGGAAACAUAAAUUACGUUGAAAGAUCUUUAUAUGCCAGAAGGGAUGAAAUUCUUUCAAGGCACGCUAAUAUGAUAGCUGGCAGUAAUGGAUCUGUCCGGUGGCUUAGUGAUUUGCUGGAGCCUGCCUCCGUCUAUCAUGUGCCUCCGAAGCAGAUCGUUUCUCAACUAGAUGGCUCUAGCAACACCAUGAAUAAGAAGGUUAUCAUCAUCAACGAAGGUGCGGGCGAUGCUGUAGCCUUGUUAGGUGUCAUACGGCUCGUGCAGUAUUUAUCCCAGGAUCAUUUAUUUGGAAAAGUUCAGGCUGUCAAGAUUAUUGUAGAUGCAGGAACAGGGACGACUGCAGUUGGCCUGGGACUGGGAGCUUUGUGUUUAGGGCUCCCAUGGGAAGUGCAUGCCGUGAUGCUUGCGGAUAGUGUUGAAGGAUACAGAAAAAAAGAGCAAAGUUUGAUUUCUGAAUUUCGUAAAAUGUGUGAAUCCCCAGAAAUUGACCUUAGAUUGAACGGAGCAAAGUAUGAAGUCGUGCAUUGGGUUGAACGCAAUCGUCCAAGAAAAUUUGGCAAUGUAUUGAAAGGAGAAGUUGAAGAAUGCCAAAGAAUUGCCCAACAGACUGGAAUUUUAGUUGAUCCCAUCUACACAUUAGCUGCUUGGGAACUAGCCGCCCAACUGAGUCAGGAGCAAGGAGCGAGUGCAGGCGUGGCGAUGCUUCACACAGGAGGCACGCUAGGAAUAUUUGGGCUGGCACAGAGGUAUAAACCUCACUUCCAAAAUCUGAAAGCUCAUUAGGAUGGCAAUUGAUUUGUAACUCUUUCGUAGGUCUGAUUAGACUGGAUAUUUUUCUGUAACAUGCUCUGCUGUUUGGUGGUUUUAUUGGGAAAAAUUGUAGAAUUACGGCA
Messenger RNA from Coffea eugenioides, 1465 nucleotides. Its product is annotated as D-cysteine desulfhydrase 2, mitochondrial. Gene Ontology annotation, molecular function: D-cysteine desulfhydrase activity. The record is from RefSeq and is a predicted model, not a curated record. NCBI's taxonomy places the organism in Eukaryota, Viridiplantae, Streptophyta, Magnoliopsida, Gentianales, Rubiaceae. The transcript is spliced from 7 exons. Bases 21 to 1355 code for a protein of 444 amino acids.